Molecule: messenger RNA, 1344 nt
Organism: Morchella sextelata
Lineage: Eukaryota; Fungi; Ascomycota; Pezizomycetes; Pezizales; Morchellaceae
Exons: 2
Coding region: 1-1344 (447 amino acids)
Source: RefSeq, a predicted model, not a curated record
AUGCCACAAUAUACCCCCGAACAACCAAGGGAGUGUAGCUACACUGCUUCCCCCACGAAUGUCCCAUUCCCAUUGACGACAUCUGCGCCCACAAUUGCAGCCAGACGUCUAGGCACACCUCCGACAGAGAUAAUCAAACCAGAAAGCCUGCAAUACGAUCACAAGAUCUAUAUACAAAAUCUAACACCACCUGUGGAUAUUGUAUCUCCAACUGUUGUAGCUGCAAGAGACUACUAUUUGAAUCUCAACUACCAGCUAGAUACACCACCGUAUUCUGGCACGGAGGCAGACGCACUGCAGAUGAGAAUCCAUCCAGCAGUAAGAAAUAUCGCACAAGCAUCGACCAUUCCCCGCAGACAUUCUGCCGCGCUAGAGCCAUAUCCAAGGCCUAGGAUGGUGGAUAUCAAAGCUGAUGAUAUCCAGUUACCCCGACGGGGAAGUGCAUCUCCCCCGCGGAAUUUCAGUGAAAAUGAGUACCAGGACGUAAAGAAUGACGUGGAUCGAGAGUGGUGGAAACAGAAGGUAAAGGACGAGGAUUUUGAUGACUCUGGCGUGUCGUUCGGCUCAAAGGCUCAGAAGGCGGCAUGCACGCAAAAUAUCGUUCAAGAUGCAGCUGUACCAGAACAGCAAAUACACAAUCCGCUUGAUCCCAGAUUGCUUGGCAAUAUUCCCUUCUCAUAUACGGCAAACAAACUCCGCGAAUGGGGUGAUGUAUAUCUCUUCAAUUCGUCAACCGCAGAUGCGUUUGUCCGGGCUAUUGCUAUCCCACCCGCUCAGUCGUCCAGAGCCCGUCACGCUCAUGUCUCUCCAAAUGAUCUUCAUCGGGCUCUAUCAGACUUUUCAAUAUCCACAAAGAGCAUCAAGCAAGAGGACGAUGAGGAGCAAGAGGAAGACGAACCGAACACAGCAAAGCAGCUUGUCAAAGUGAGGAUUAUCCCACAGUCAAGGUCGAGCAGGCCGUUUUACAUGCAGAAAUACUUCCCAAUAAGAAAAUCAAGUUCGUGUAGAAUCAGAAAACAUGUUGCCUCGCCACGGCAUCACAUCAGACAUCAGGAAGAGCAUUAUCAGGGGACCAAGGUUGAAAUUUUGCAGAACGUAGUUAAGCUGAAAACUCAGAGGAGGCCGGCUGUGCCGAUACAUAUCGAAUAUUCGCUGCACCGUGCACCGCUUCUGGCGGCGAUACUGCUAAGUGAGCAUGUAAAGAGGGGUGCCACUGUAGAGAUUCCAUUACUAUUCCCAGAGGUCUGGGAAGAUGUUGUAGAGUGGAUGUACACUGGCAGUGCAGGCUCAAAUGUCAGUGCAAAGGUUAGAGAGACGAUCGAAUAUCUUGGAGGGACGGUUUGA